This is a messenger RNA of Paralichthys olivaceus (Japanese flounder), 1806 nucleotides long. RefSeq names its product small RNA binding exonuclease protection factor La (gene ssb). Lineage: Eukaryota; Metazoa; Chordata; Actinopteri; Pleuronectiformes; Paralichthyidae. Gene Ontology annotation, molecular function: mRNA binding. Gene Ontology annotation, cellular component: ribonucleoprotein complex; nucleus. Gene Ontology annotation, biological process: tRNA processing. The record is from RefSeq and is a predicted model, not a curated record.
UGUGAGCGGCACCACACGUGUCCGCUCCCGCAGCGAGGAGCAGCUGCAGCGCUAAAACAAACUCUUUUUGGUCCUCGCGGUUCGCCGUAGCACGCAGACCCUCAACGUGCAGGCGACGAAGUGAAGCACUUUUAGAUUUCCUCAGAAAUCCGCUGCUCGCGCCGACUCUUCCUUCUGACUUGGGGUUACUGUUGUCUCCACUGGACAACCAUGGCCGAAAAGCAAGAGAUGUCUUCAAUUGAAAUGAAAGUGGCACGACAAGUAGAGUACUACUUUGGAGAUCACAAUCUUCCCAGGGACAAGUUUCUCAAAGAACAACUGCAGCAGGAUGAUGGCUGGGUGCCUUUGGAGACAAUGCUUAAAUUCAACAGACUCAGCUCUUUAACUAGCGACAGCAGCGUCAUUGUUGCAGCUCUCCAGAAAUCCAAGACUGGCCUCUUGGAAAUCAGUGAAGACAAGACUAAAAUCAGGAGGUGUACAGAUAAACCCGUACCUGAACUGAAUGAUGAUUUCAAAGACGCCGUUAAACACAAAUCUGUGUACAUGAAAGGUUUUCCUCUUGAAACCUCCCUUGAUGAGAUUCAGGACUGGUUGAAUGGAAAAGGCACCAUAGAAAAUAUUCAAAUGAGGAAAAACAUGCAGAAACAGUUCAAGGGAUCAGUGUUCAUCUGUUUGGACACAGAAGAGUCAUCGAAGCAGUUCCUUGAACGUUCAGACAUAAAAUCUUUCAAAGGCAAUGAGAUGCUUGUGUUAUCAAGGGAAGACUACCAUGCGAAGAAGGCUGAGGAGAGAAAACAUUUCAAACAUGAGACAAAGGCAAAAGCAAAACAAGACAAGGAGCAACUGCAGAAACAUGCAGAAGAUAAAGAAAUGGGUCUGCUCCUGGAUGAACAGACAGGUUGUUUGUUGAAGUUUGCAGGGGAACUCGAAGAUGUUUCCCGAGAGGACUUUCAUCAAUUGUUCUCAGGGCACGGAAAAAUAAAGUGGGUUGACUUUACACGGGGCGCUAAAGAGGGUACCCUCCUUUUUGAUGGAAACGCAAAGAAUGCAUUCGACAAGGCCAAGGAGGCAAACGAUGGAGAGCUUAAAAUCAAGAACAACAGCAUUACAUGGCAGGUGCUUGAAGGAGACGAGGAGAAAGAGGAGCUGAAGAAGAUCAUUGAAUCUCAACAGGAAUCGUACAGCAGGGUCAGGGGUAGAGGUUUUAGAGGAAGAUCAGGUGGCAGAGGAGGAAGAGGAGGACGAAGGGGAAGAGGUGGGAGGGAUCAUGGCAGAAAUCGGUACCAAGGCAAAAAGACGAAAUUUGAUAGUGACGAUGAAGACGAUGCACCCGCAGCUCCAAAGAGAGAACUAGAAGAUGCCGACGGUCCUGCAGCAAAGGUCGCCAAAACGGAAAACGGAUCUUAGUCACAAGAUCACAACCAGAGAUUUUUUUCUUUUUUGGAAACAUUUAUUAUAAACAGUUAAAAUGCAGAGACAACUUAAAUCCAUUCCAGUGAAAGCUUCAGGCUUUGGAGAAUCGUAGGAAAUCCACCUGGAUGUCGACCUAGAGAAACAAUUUGCAAUGAUUGGCAUCAGUUUUCAGCCUUUUUAAGUCCCUGUAUCAUAUUGUGCCUCCUGCAUUGAUUAUGUACCUUUGUUCGUAAGAUGUUUUUGAUUUUAUCAUAUUCAGCAUAAAGACAUUUGAUUUCACUGGGACAUUUUAGUUGGUCUUGUAUGGCCCGUCUGACAUCUAGCGUUGUGCGCCAUUGUGUGUUUUAUUUUUUCUUAGUAGAACUCCUAUAUUAAGUGAGAACAUCUGGUUUG